AUGCCUCGUCCGCUGCCUCCGUGGCUCGAACUCAUCCCAGCAGCGGAAGGCAACACUGACAGCGCGUCAACAACCACCGAACCUUCACAGACCGAGAACCUUCUUCCGUGGGACACAAUGUCCUCCUCCAGCACUCCCAUCUCGCCAGAGAUGUUUGCCAUCGCAAUCAAAGACUUACCAGUCGACACUCUCUACGCCAAAGCUGCCGAGCUCCUGAACAGCAUGCAACACCUCCGCGACUCCAACGCUCAAAUGGCCGAGUUUGCAGAUUCUGGUGACGAAGUGUGCAAGGAAGCUAUCAGCGAGAACGACGUCGUUAUUUCAAGAAUGCAGGAGCGGAUAGAGCUGUGCAAAGCUGAGGUCGAGGGCAGAGGGAUGCGCUGGACGGGCCAUGUACAGGCGGCAGAGGAGAAAGAGAAUGGCGAAGCAGUGAAUGGCACGUUGACAAACGGCCAUGCAGAGCAGGAUGAGAGUGCUGUGCCAGAGACCAGAGUUCCAAGCGGGCGAUUGACGGAUGAAGAGUUGAGAAGGCAAUUGGAAGCUCAGAUGGGCGAUGAUGGCGAGGACGGAGUGCACCUCUGA
Cercospora beticola is the source of this 582-nucleotide messenger RNA. RefSeq names its product Tma17p (gene TMA17). NCBI's taxonomy places the organism in Eukaryota, Fungi, Ascomycota, Dothideomycetes, Mycosphaerellales, Mycosphaerellaceae. Gene Ontology annotation, biological process: proteasome regulatory particle assembly. Gene Ontology annotation, molecular function: protein-macromolecule adaptor activity. The record is from RefSeq and is a predicted model, not a curated record.